AUGACCACAAAACCCCUCGUUGGGUCACAAGCCCAACGACAGUCGCAAAGGUCAUUGAAUCCAAAUACUACCUCGAGGCCCUCUCCUCAGAGGAGCUUAUCAUCUACUUCCCCAACUCGAAGACACAAUGAAGCGCUCAUAGACUUGACGCUUGAUGUGCCGGAUUCUACAUCGGCCCGUUAUGGGCAAACCUCGAGAGCAGGAGGGUCGCGCUUGAAGCAGGAAAUCUCAAAUGAACCGAGGAGUUCUGUUCAGGCGGAGGCAUCAAGCUUGGUUCCUUCAAACUCAACAUCAAAUAGGCAGUUUUUGCCUCCGCGCGGUCGGCCGCAACUUCAUUCCGAUGUACUUCGCAUGAGAGCUUCAAAAUCCAUCUUACCAUCCGAUCAAAAUCACAGCCAGACACCUGCGAAACCGUUUGCUUUUCCUGUUAGGCCCGGGAAAUAUCCUCCCCCUUCUCUUGACAGGCCGAGCCCAUCGAUUGGGCCUACCGGAAAGAGAGAUGCUCGUCCAAAGCCUUUUGUUUUAGAGGUUCCUUUAGCCGCGCCUUCUUAUUCACCGAAUGGUCAUGCAGAUUUCUUUCCGUGGAACGGUAAUCAUGCAGAAGAUCAAUUCUCCGAACCGGUCAUCCGCCAGGGCUUCUUCGACAAGUCGCAAAUGUCACAGAACGAGACAGGUUCCGCAAAGGCCUCCAUAUACCCAUCUUUAAAACACAAAAGUGGUCUGCAAACGUUAUCCUCGUUAUUUACAAGCGUUCUAGCUCAGCGAAGAGCCCAUGGAAAUAUCACAGCCGACUCAACUUUCAAGCCUCCGCCACGUGUAACGGUUACAGAUACAAAGAGAGAGAUAUGGCUCAAAGAUCUAGCUAACCCGACCAUAUCACUCCGUCGCCUUAGUCGGUCGAUUCCCCACGGAAUUAGGGGUAAAGUUCUCCUGGAACACGCUCUCAAUAAAAACAUUCCCAUCGAGCGAGCUGUCUGGUUGGCCAAAUGUGUUGGUGCAAAUGAACUGCGGUCAUUCAAGAGAAAAGGUGCAGGUGGUGCCUUCGCUAUGGGAGGAGAAGCGAAAUGGGUGCGAGAUUUCACAGUUUCUGUUGAACAAGUGUUGGAAAAUAUUAUUGGGUCGUGCGGAGAAAAGGACUUUCGUCGCAAGAUCUAUUAUGCGAUUCGUUUGGCAGCUCAUUUUCAUGCCGAAUGCCUUCUGGAUCGCGAGCAUUACAUAGAUUGGAUAUUGUCUUCUCUAGAGACGACUUCUCAAGCCAAAUUGCCAAUGUGGCUAUUGAUUGCCCAAAUGUAUUGGGAAGAUAUUUUGAAGUAUCGGAGGUUCGGGCGACGAUUCACAACUGUUUUGUUGACUCGGUUUUCGGAGACAAUUAAACAUCCAGAUGCUGAUAUACUGGGACCCUUGAUUGGUCGUUUGCGCAUACUUCUAACUAAAUUGAUGACUUCGAAUCCGGACAACUUUGUUUCUCCUGAAAUUUGGUCCAAGCAUAGGGAAGUCCUACACGCUUACCUCAGCUACUCAGAUGAACUUCCUAUGUCUGUUUGGAAUGAGAUUAAUCGCCGCAAUAUGCGACUCACUACUUUAGCUCCUCAAGCCCAGCAUCCUCCUCAACAACGCCUUUUCAAUAUACUAGACAAGUCACUUUUUACUCUGUUCACACCCGAGAUCAUAGAUAUCUGCUGGCAACUUGAUGAUGACAAGACGGCUCUUGUUCAUGCAAUUUUGGAUUGGUCGACAUCAUGUUAUAGGCCUGGACAUGCGAAAGUAUUCAUUGGUGCUCGCAUUCUACGAGCUUGGAGAAGACUGGGCGCAGAUACCACAGCGGCCACACUAUCGUUCCUUGACUCCAGCGCUUGCGAGAUUGGGCGUAAUAAGGCUUCGUUUUAUCACCUCGUUUCCGAGCUAGCAAGAUCGAACGACUUUUGUAUCCCGACAUAUUUUCAGUGGCUGAUCAGCCGUGGUGGUGUACACGAUCAUUCCGACCUGGCACCAGGCGGUCCAUGUGGAACGAGGCUUCUUGCAGAACUUCCAAUCCAAAACUUGAGCGAAGAAAUGGUUGGGUUGCGCAGGUCUUUACUUUAUCGUGCCGAGUAUCCAAUAGACACAGAGGAUCGCAAAGUAGCGGCUAGCAUUUCUAAUAUAGGUGACGCCUUUCGAAUGAUGCCAAGAACUUCAGAACGGCGAUUUCCUCAAAUAAACCAGGAAUUCAAGGGCUUAGAUGAUAUCCAAUCGCUCAAUCGCUCAAGCAAAUCCCACAUUGGGUCUUGGCUUCUUCGCGAAGUUGAACUACAGAUGCUACCGUCAAGCAAACCAUUUCAUCAAUGGGGAAAUCCAUCAGCCGCAGCUCAUGAUACUUGUGGACUCACGGCGGCUGCGUUUGGCAUGGUGCGAGACUUCCUGGAAUUUGUAGAUGAUUUCACUAUGCUCGCCAAAGUGAUAAAGAUUGCCACAGCCUCAGCUGAUCCUCAAACUAUCUCUUCGUGCGCCGACACACUUAACAUGCACGCCGAAAUAUUUGCUGGGAUCGGAGCAAUUAAGGACCUGUUUGAUGUCCUUAUUAAUCGUGCACGCUCGUUUGCAGAUGAUCGCGACAUUAUGCCACGAGCUAUUCUCGGGUCUUUGUUAGACCUUUCAUUCAGGAUGCCCGAGCACCAACUACUUACCGCGCAACUCGCUCGCCAACUUGCUCUGAGUGACAGAAAAUGUGUCGCCGACGCUUGUUCACCGGUAUCAGAUCAUAUGGCAGGUGGAUCACAAAACAACGAGGCCGAGUUCGUAGACGAAAUCGAGAAGCUUCUUGCUAAUGGUACAAGCAUCGAUCGAGGAACCAUGGACCGGCUUUUCCAAAGAGUAACUCAUCAUUUAUCGAUCUCAAUGGAUAAGUCACCAGAGCAGCAGCGAAAGUGUGUAUCAUUGUUGACAACCUUGCGAGAUUUUAAUCCUCAGUCAUUUGAUUUAUUGAUGGCUAGCUGGCUGUCCUAUAUUCAGAAUUCGGAACAUCGACCCAGCAUGGUGAAAAUUUGGGGCCCAAUGAUAGGAUUGGGUUGCCUUUCCAUGAAAGAUCUGGUUAAUGCCAGCUUGAAGUGUGAAAAGGACGAUCUCAACUCACCACAGAGUGUGAGCACGAUAGUAUCUAUGGAACUACUGGCUCUAAUUGCGACCCCACUCGGCCUGCCGGAGAUCUUGACAUCAGACGAAGCAUAUCGCUUCCGGAUUGUGCAAAGUCGUAUGCCAAUUGACAACCCUGAACUAACAUUAACUGUUAUUCGAUCAGCAAUCGAGGCGUGCUCAGCAGCUGUCCACGACAUGCACUUUCAUACUUUGAAUAUCUUAGGUAGCUCGGCCAUGCAUGACUUACUUCAGACACUAGUCUUGGUUGGUGGUGAUAUGAUCGGCAAAAUCAUAGUGCACCCUUUGUCGUCAGGAACUGCCAGCCAAGAAGCUUCAAAAUUAUUGGGUGCCUCGAUCAACAAGCUUCUUGUGCCUACGUAUCAAAUAGAGGCUCCAAAUAUUUCAGUGGGCGAUGCACUGAAAUCUGCGAAUUAUCUUAAUCUUCCAUUUUGCCAACUCAAGGUAGCCUCCACCUUUCGCUCGGGAAAGGUUUCCCAAGCUACUCCACGGAACAUGGUCCCUCCUCAGCUCGACGACCUUGAUCGUGCCGUUGAGUCUGCUAUAAUGACGGGAGGUACGACAUGGGCGUGCAUUGUACCAUCAUUAGAUCUGACCGCCGUGAAUCAUUUACGACGAGGUGCUGAAAACCAAUUGCUUCGGCUCUUUCAUGCUGCCAAAGCAUCGGGCUAUUAUGAUAUCUUAGAAGAAGAGCACCAAUUGUCAAAAGCAGAAAAUUUGAUGGCUAUACUCGAUUUGACAAUAGACAAGAUAUAUACCGAGAAAGUUAACACCUCACAUAAUUCGCAAAGUUGCUUUCCGGAAAUUGUGACUUUACUGAGCAACGCCUCGCAAUGUUUUGCCAGCGCACAGCCAAACGGUUGCAAGAUUAUAUACCUUACGAAGUGGCUACCAUUACUAUUAUCUUUCGCAACCUCUCAAACAGUAGCACUAGAGCCAUCGAAAGUCGGACAUGAACAUCGGGGAAGAGCAAUUCUAUUUUUGACAGCAAUCUUUUUGGAUCUAUAUCGUUUCAGAGCUAACACAAAAACCCAACAUCUACCACUACAGCAGUGUUUUGACCUUAUUCUAAAUAUGGUGGAUGUCCUCCCUGACGACAUUCGUCAGCAAUGCAGUCGAAACUUCCGGGAUACUACCUCGAACCCCAUCACUAGCUAUAUUUACAGUAUCAUGGCGCCGCCAUCUGACUGGCUGCACAUUUAUCAAUCCGGCUCAAAAGCUACAAUUGCUGGAAGGAAUAGCAGUAACACAAACACAGAUCACACAAAGGAAUCGUGCCGCCAGUCAUUUCCUUUCACAAUGAAACGCUGGGAGAUGCUAGGAGAACCAAGUGCUAACAUGGGAGAGAAUGACACGAGUCUCAGUUUGACACUGUUUGCGAGUAGGAAAGGAGUCAACUGA
This is a messenger RNA of Botrytis byssoidea, 4530 nucleotides long. RefSeq lists its product as uncharacterized. The record is from RefSeq and is a predicted model, not a curated record. Gene Ontology annotation, cellular component: mediator complex. The coding region runs from base 1 to 4530 and encodes 1509 amino acids. Lineage: Eukaryota; Fungi; Ascomycota; Leotiomycetes; Helotiales; Sclerotiniaceae. Gene Ontology annotation, biological process: regulation of transcription by RNA polymerase II. The transcript has 4 exons. Gene Ontology annotation, molecular function: transcription coregulator activity.